GGAUAAAGAGGAAGAAUUGGUGGAAAAGGCAGAGCAAAGAAGUACCGAAGAAUGUGAUGGUGAUGAAGCAAAACGCACAGACUUUGACACUUCUAAGGAAGAAAUGCAGAUUGUGGAAAAGACAAAGAAAAAGAGUACCAAAGACGGUAGCGGAACAAACCAGCAAAAUCUGGAUACUUCAAAGGAUAAAGAGGAAGAAAUGGAAAUGGCGGAAAAGGCAAAGCAAAGCAGUACCGAAGACGGGGAUGACACAAAAGAGACAAAUUUGGACACUUCAAAGGAUAAAAAGCAAGAACAUAUAAAGGAAAGAAGUACCAAAGACGGUAAUGAAACAAAAAACUCAAAUGUGGACACUUCAAAGGAUACAGAGGAAGAAAGGGAAAUUGGGGCAAACGGUGAGCAAAGCCUUAAUGAAGGCGGAAAUGAAAGAAAACAGCAAGAUGUUGGUACUUCAAAGGAUACAGAGGAAGAAAGGGAAAUUGGGGCAAACGGUGAGCAAAGCCUUAAUGAAGGCGGCAAUGAAAGAAAACAGCAAGAUGUUGGUGCUUCAAAGGAUAGAGGGGAAGAAAGGGAAUUUGGGACAAACGGUGAGCAAAGCGGUGCUGAAGGCGGCAAUGAAACAAAACAGCAAGAUGUUGGUACUUCAAAGGAUAAAGAGGAAGAAAGGGAAACUGGGGCAAACAGUGAGCACAGCAGUACUGAAGGCGGCAAUAAAAGAAAACAGCAAGGUGUUGGUACUUCAAAGACUAAAAGAACAAGAAGAUCCACUAAAGACGAUGAAAUGCCACUUCUUGAGAAUCAGCAGAGACAAGAUGGAACAAGUGAGAACGAGUCAAGAGCACCGAGUAACGACCCGAUUAUCCAAAUAGAACCAGAUCCAAGUGAAAAUGAACUGAAAGAACUGAAAGAAGAUUUCCUUCAACUUCUCAAGGAUAAUAAAGACAUUACAACAUCAACAAAACUGGAGAUUGCACAAACAAUUGUAGAAGACGAUCCACGCUAUAAACGCGCUUGCACUACUGAUAAAGUGCCACAGUGGUACACGGAAUACAUAUAUGAGAAGGUAAAGGAAGAUUUUCAUACCUUGUUAGAUGAGAAAGCGAAUACAAUUAAAACAUGGAGACGAGCAAAGAUGAUAAUAGACCAUGAUCCUCGAUAUGAAGUCAUUGGAAAUGAGGACGUCGGAAAGCAAUUUUUUCUAGAGUAUUGGAGCAAAAACUGCUUACAAUGUUGCUGUAAAAAGAAAUGCAGCUGCUGUACUUGCUGCUGUGACUGCCUUACUUGCUGCUGUAAUCGCUGUACUCGCUGCUGUAAUAAAUGGCGUUCUUGGAACGUUUUCUGGUGCUUAUUGCUAGGAAUAUCUUAUUCUGGAUCUGCAUUAGGUUUCCUCAUACGGUGGACGGCGGCUAAAGAUUAAAAUGCGCACAUGCUGUUGAAGGAAACUGGCAGAUUAAGCUACCACAUACAUUAUAUAAACAAUACACAAAGGUCUAAAUGGUAUUUACAUGUGACUAUUACCAGAGCUUUAUAAAACUCUGACAUAUUUUUGGAUAACAAAGAACCUUAUACCAAUGCAGGAAGUGCAUUCAGAAGAAAUAUUUUCAACGAGGUUGCUCCAAAUAUUUCAUAAGAAGUAGAACAGUGAUCAGUGACUGAAACAUAGAUUAGUUAAAAUAAAUAUUUCGUGUGCUUUAAAGAAUAAACUAUACCAUGACUGUACAGUGCCAAAAAAAAGGCAGUAGCAUUAUUUACCAUUGAAUAAAUACAAAUUGUUAUAUUAGGCACUUGAAACAAACUACCAACAUGUUUUACAUGACUUUAGAGGAUAACACAGAUAGUACAUUAUUGAAAACAAAAGCAACCCACCCAAAUGAAAACUAAACCAUAACAAGGCAAAUACAAUUGAAAAGUUGAAAAUUAUUUACCUUGCAUUUGAACAGCUCCCACAUGGAAAUGCAGUUAUUUGUUGAAGUUGGUUUGAUGAUCGAGCUAUUGAAUCGAUGAAUCUUUAAUUUGAAACCAAAACUUAAUUUUCAAAAUAUAGGUUAUAAAUUAAUAAUGAAAUAAUUCGGUGGCAAACUUAGGUAGAAAGUGAACAUUUUCUGUUUGAAAGUAAUGUAAGACAUCUUAGACAAAUCAAGUAAUAUUUAAGUAAACACGUUUCCGAAGUAACAUCCGAUUAAUUUCCUCCCACGACCAGAUAAAAUUUUGCGUUACACGUUGAACACACAUUGAUUUUGAAUGAAAUAAGAGGACUGACAGCCGAAUGUUGCUGAAUUGUUUGAAAAAUUAUAUAUUAAUUUUCCUUAACAAUUAGAAUUUUUCAAAGGGAACAAGAAUAUAAUUAUUUCAUUAUUUUACUUAACUACUUUAAGACGUUUAUGAAAACACUUAUGUGUAUAGAAAGUAUCUUAUAAUAUACCUCUGAUGAAAUUUUACAUAGUCGUAAACUGAAGAAACCCAAUGAGACAUUUCUUCAGAUAUUAUCACAUGAAAAUGCAAACUUCUGAAUCUAAACUUAUGAUGUUAUUUGGACAAGUCUAUUGAGCAAUACAUGUUCCAUAGAAAAAAAAGAGAGAGAUAACCUUUACCAGUUCAAACAAGUGUUUUCGGUUUCCAAAUUAAGGCCAUAAUUUUCAGUAAGAAAAAAUGUGCAGAGCCAGAUGAAACUUAUAAUUGAUUUUAUGAUAGCGAAAUAAAGAGCUAUUUAAUUUUAUAAAGACAUCAAGAAAAACAACAACAACAACAAAGGGGAAUAGAUAACAACUUGCAGGGAACUAAAAAUGCUGUAUAGAACCAAAGUCAUUCCGAAAGUCAACUUGAUAUAUUAAGAAAUCUAAAUUCGUUUUGGGAGUAUAUAAACAAAUAGUUAUUAUGACCAGUUGGAGUGAGUUGGAACUUACAAUAAAUCAGCACAAUAAGAAGAAUUUAUAUUUAAAAUGUUUAUUGAAAUAAACAUCCCUAAAACAUUUAUGUUAACAUAUAUAUAGUGAUUAAGUAAACAUAGUUGUAUCUUCGUAGACGUAAUUAAAAUAUAUUACUUGAACAGA
Molecule: messenger RNA, 3050 nt
Organism: Mercenaria mercenaria
Lineage: Eukaryota; Metazoa; Mollusca; Bivalvia; Venerida; Veneridae
Product: cilia- and flagella-associated protein 251-like
Exons: 13
Coding region: 104-1417 (437 amino acids)
Source: RefSeq, a predicted model, not a curated record